AUGAAAGUCCAACAAAGGCGGUUGAGUGGUGGGAGGGUGGAGAGAUAUUGGGUGGUAGAGAUGAGGUUGCCGGAGGAACAUGGUUGGCUUGUACGAGGGGAGGAAGAGUGUCAUUCCUUACUAACGUCUUGGAGCUUCACACUCGCCCGGAAGCCAAAACUAGAGGAGACCUUCCACUUCGUUUCUUGGAGCAAUAAGAGUCCAGAGGAAUUUGCAAAGGAAUUGGUGAAGGAGGUUCAUGAGUACAAUGGGUUCAACCUCAUAACCCUUGACCUUUCUUCAAACACGAUGUUUUAUAUAUCAAAUAGACCAAAAAGUGAACCUCCAACUGUUCAACAGGUUCAACCAGGCAUCCAUGUCCUCUCCAAUGCCAAGCUCGACUCCUCUUGGCCAAAGGCUCAACGUUUGAAAUUUAAUUUUAAAAAGUUGCUUAGCGCAUAUGAUAAAGACGAAGAUAUACCCAUGAAGGAUAUGAUGGACAAACUAAUGAGAGACACCAUGAAAGCCGAAAAGAGUCAACUUCCUAAUAUUUGUUCCAUUGAUUGGGAGCAUAAUCUAAGCUCAAUAUUUGUUGAAGUAGACACCCCGUUGGGUCGUUAUGGGACGAGAAGCAUGAUUGCACUAAGUAUCAAAGAUACCGAAGAAGCAAGUUUUCAUGAGACCUACAUUGAAAGAGGAUUUUGGUGGGAGAAAACAGUCGAUUAUUAUGUUACUCCACAAGUUAAAACGAAAGAUAUUGUCUUCUAA
Lactuca virosa is the source of this 747-nucleotide messenger RNA. The record is from the annotation of a GenBank genome assembly. Lineage: Eukaryota; Viridiplantae; Streptophyta; Magnoliopsida; Asterales; Asteraceae.